Molecule: messenger RNA, 1024 nt
Organism: Frieseomelitta varia
Lineage: Eukaryota; Metazoa; Arthropoda; Insecta; Hymenoptera; Apidae
Gene: Gos28
Product: Golgi SNAP receptor complex member 1
Exons: 5
Coding region: 110-808 (232 amino acids)
Biological process (GO): endoplasmic reticulum to Golgi vesicle-mediated transport; vesicle fusion
Cellular component (GO): Golgi membrane; SNARE complex; Golgi medial cisterna
Molecular function (GO): SNAP receptor activity
Source: RefSeq, a predicted model, not a curated record
AAUUGGUAUCUACUGCCAUCAUAUGUUCCGCGGAACUAUGUUACCUCGAGCGUAACUGUCCACAUAUCAUAGAAAAGAAACUAUCGCGUUCGUGAUUUGUGAACAACAAAUGGCUAACGCAUUAGACGUUGUCGAUUGGGAAGAUCUUAGAAGGCAGGCAAGACACUUGGAAAAUGAGAUUGAUGCAAAACUAGUAGCAUUCAGCAAGCUUGGUGUCAAUAGCGGAUCCAAGCUUGUCAAUACAGAUGAAGUACCUCUUUUGGAUGAAGAACACGUGUUUGAGAACAUGGCCUCUGAAAUAGAAGCACUAUUGUCCAAAUUAUUUUCUAUAAAUGAGAGAAUGAGCAAAUUGCAACCAAAUGGCGCUGCAAUGUUACACACGAUGCAACGCCAUAAAGACAUAUUGAAAGAUUACAAACUGGAGUUCAACAAAAUUAGAAAUAAUUUUGCUGCAAGGAGAGACAGAGAAGAUCUGCUAGGGAAUGUCCGUAAAGAGAUCGAUAAUUACAAAAGUGUGAGCGGGCUGAACCGACGGGAAAUGUAUAUGAAAGAGAAUCAACAUGUUCAUAAUUCGGAUCGGUUGUUGAAUGAUCAAAUAAGUAUAGCAAUGGAGACACGAGAUCAUUUGAUGACCCAGAGGCAAACAUUCAAACGUAUACAGACCAGACUGAACGACAUUUCAAACCGGUUUCCAGCAGUAAAUAGUCUAGUGCAAAGGAUAAAUCUGCGUAAAAGACGAGAUUCGCUUAUACUCGGCCUUAUUAUCGGAUUUUGCACGUUUCUCAUGCUGCUCUAUGCUUUUCACUAAAUAACACUCUAUACCAAAGUACUUCCACUCGUUAGUGAUUCAUCGAUGGGAAUGCAUACAUGUAGACGAAGUAUUUGGUGAUAUAUGUAUUUACGAUAUAUAAACGGAUAGGAAAUUGAAGUUGAAAAACGAGCGACUGUGUGCGACUUGUGCGUAAAUGAAUUCCGAAAGGCCGAAUGAAUGUUUUCUCGUUCUUACAACUUAAGAAGGGUAAAA